AUGCAAGCAUUCGUUCCCAAAACCAGACGGCCUAGAUUUGAGCUCGUGUUGAGAAUUAUUGAUAUCAACAAUGUUCCAUUGGGAAACGGCCUUGCCUAUGUGAGAUGGCGACUGCCAUCAUCAAGCGGCACUGAGCACCAAGGCCAGACAGAGAAAGCGACUCUAUCUGACCACCGGGCUUAUUGGAGCUAUGAAAAGAUUCUCCAAGUGAGACUUACAAUUGACAGAACAUCAAUGCUUCAAGAGUGUGAACUCAGCUUUGAAAUCAUACAAGAAUUUACCUCAUCGUCCGUCUCGGAGAAGAACGUACUGGGCAAAAUCAAACUCAACCUUGCUGAAUAUGUGGAUAAGGUUGAAGAAGAUGAAGGUGUCAUUCGACGGUAUCUAAUGCAUGACUGCAAAGUGAAUAGUACUGUCAAAAUCGGGAUAGCAAUGCGCCAGCUAGAAGGAGACCGCAACUUCACGACACCGCAUCUGAAGUCGGCUACUGUAUUUGGAGGUAUUGCCGGUGUUGUUCAUGCUUCCGAGCAGCAAGGCGAUCUCGAUGAAGCUGGACACCUUCCAUCCAUCAACACCAAGAGCCGGGAAAUCGCGGAUAUGCAAGAUAUGUAUCGACGAAGUCUAGCGGCAUCAUGGUCCUCCCGAUCAUGCGAUCUGCCUGCUGAUAAACUUGUUGAAGAGCUAUUCGCUGGAGGCUCACACUGGUAUAACGAUGCACACAAUGCCAGCGACAAGAACAAUCCCGGGCAUGACCGCCGAGAUGGUUUUCUAAGUGCAGAGUCAGCUUCGCGACAAAGUCGGCCAGGGAAAAUGUUGUCUCCAAGUUUCGAGGGUCGACCUAAAAGUUCUUCGAGCAAUCAUUCCCAUACUAGCGGCAAGGCACCAGACUCUCAUUCUACACUUGGGCAUCCCAAGAAGGGCGGAAGUAUUGAACAGAAACUUUAUGACGGAGUUAAGGGCCGAGGAUGGAAAGCACUCAAUGUACACAAUGAGCUUUCUGAGUUUGACGUGAGAGAGGAUUUGCGUAGCUGGGAGGUUUCCUCAAAAUAA
Molecule: messenger RNA, 1050 nt
Organism: Penicillium nucicola
Lineage: Eukaryota; Fungi; Ascomycota; Eurotiomycetes; Eurotiales; Aspergillaceae
Product: N-terminal C2 domain-containing protein
Exons: 5
Coding region: 1-1050 (349 amino acids)
Source: RefSeq, a predicted model, not a curated record